AGUGCAAAAGCAUCAAAAUCAAAGAAACUUCUUUAAAAACGUCCUUCCCUCCCGCUUUUUUCCCCUUUUCGAAUUCACUCUCUCUGCUGCUGAUGACUUCUGGUCCAUACGGAUACAGUUGUUACCUACGCGAAAAGAAGCAAGAACUUAAUAAUGGCAAAUCUAGCUGAUCCGCUAGAAGGAUAUGGAGAACUGUCUCUCUUUCCUCGAACAUUUGCAUCUCUUCCUAAUCCGUCUCGGCCUCUGAAUUCCGACGAUCCCCGCUCCAUCCAUGAUUACCUCAAAUCCCUGCCUGUAAAAAAUCCUGAUAGGCUUAUACAGCAGGCAAAAAGUAUUUUAGAAAACACUGCAGAAGCUCCGGAAACUGAAAUGACCAAUAUUGCAGCCACAGAAGACAAAGAUGUUGUCACAGAAAAAGCUGUGCAAUAUCCAUGGGGACAAAGGCCAGGGUUAAAUCGUAAGCGUCCUCGAUUUUCUUUGCUUCCCAAUAUAAGUCAACCUACAGUCGAUUUGGAACCAACUUUGGACUUUGAUAAGUUAAAAGACCCUGAAGAAUUCUUCUCCGCAUAUGAAAGGCUUGAAAAUGCUAAAAAAGAAAUAGCCAAACAAACUGGCCGUGCUUUUACGGAUUCUGAUCAGUACAAUGUAUUCAAGGUUCCAAGGUCUCAACGACCUGGAAUUCCAGGGAGAUCAACUGCGAAAUACAAACAUCUCUAUCCAACCAUGUCCUCUCAAGAAAUGUCUGGAGUGGACAUUCUCCCUAAUUGUGGCUCACAACAAGAAGGAGUGUAUCCUGAUCUUGCAUCCCAACAAACAGAACCAGUAAAUGUUUCACCACAACAGUUGGGACUAACAAAUGAUGCUUCACAACAAACAGAACCAGCAAAUGUUGCAUCAGAAGAAAUGGAACUAACUGGUUCGCUACUCAAGGCUGAGAACAGGGUUGGUAAGCUUCUUGAUGAAUUGCUUGGUAAUGAUCUUGAAGAACUAGAUGAGGAUGGAACAACCAACCUAUUGCAGGAGCUGUUGCAGAUCAAACCUCUUCACAUUGAGAAGUUAAACCUUCCCGAGGUGCAGGAUAUUCAAGAGGUAGAUUGUAAGGCUUCUGGAGUAAACUUGCUGAAGCCUAGGAAAGUAUUGUCAGACAUGAACACUUUGUUGAAAGCAACAAGGAAUGUAACUCCACUGAAGCUAAAGAAUAUAGAAAGUCUUCUUUCUGGUUUUGGUUCACCUACUCCACCAAAAAGUCCAUUGGCUUCAUUGUCAUUAUUGAAGAAACAUAUAUUUCAGUCAAAUCCAUCCAGCGAUCCAUUUUCAGCUGUUGAUAUUGAUGAUUCCCCAGCGAGAAUUACUCCUGUUGGAAACAUUAAUAAACGUUCUGAUCCAGUUGAUGUGGAAAAUGCUUUGCGCUCUGUUGAACUGGAUCCUGUAACAAGUGAAGAAAAUGAUGGUGUAGUUAUAACUAGGAGUUCAACUAAAGUGGCAAUUGAAGGUUUUUCCAGUUCCCACGAGAAAGGUGUCAAUGAAAAUUUGAGUAAUCUUGUUUCUGGCAGUGAGAUUGGCCCCAGGGAAUGUGGUCCUGAGUUGGAUGAUAACAAUAUUGGAAUGGAUGUUGAAGUCAUAAAUGGGAAAAGUUGGGCUGAUGUUGAUGCAGACAUUCAGACAAAUGAAAACAAUGAACUAGAUAUGACGGAAGAUGUGCAGCAGGAAGCUAUGGCUUCUGCACAGCCUGAUGGAAAAUCAGAUGAGUUCCCUGUGCAAACAUCAAAUAGCAUUCAGAAUAAGCUCAGUCAAUCAGAUACUGGAUCCAGUGGUGAACACACAACAGAUGGAGACCAUGGAAUUCAAGAUGGUGCCCCAGAACAAACUAAAGACACUGCUCCAGAACAGCAAAACGAGAAAAUUCAGGAACCUAAAGUCAAAUCCAAGAAGAAACAACACAAAGUGAAGUCAAGUUCUACACGAAGACAAGAUAAUAAAGCUAUCUCCAAAGGGCAAAGUCUUGCAGAUUCUACAGUGCUUGAAGACCAACCAAUGGAUUUGUGCCUUGAAUGCCAGGACAAUGCCCUUGAUCAAACCCAAGACACAGCUUCAGAAAAUAACAAUAAGAAAAAUCAGGAAUCUAUUGCAGUGUCAAUGGAUGAGAGAACCAAAGCAAAUUCAUGCCCAAGCAAAAAAAACAAGUGUACAACUCGCUCUAGAGGGAAAAGCCUUGCAGGUUGUGGUAUGUCAUGGGAAGCUGGGUUAAGAAGAAGCACCAGGAUCAGGUCAAGACCUUUGGAGUAUUGGAAAGGGGAGAGAUUUUUGUACGGUCGCGUUCAUGAAAGUUUGGCAACUAUAAUUGGGAUAAAGUACGAGUCUCCAGGAAAAGAUAAAGGGGGCCCCACAAUGAAGGUGAAAUCUUUUGUUUCUGAUAAGUACAAGAAUUUGGUUGAACAAGCUGCUCUGUAUUGAAGUGUAGCUAGGUUGAAUUCUUCAUGUUCAUGUUACUUUUGUGGCUUUGUGAACUCAGCUUGAGUUCAGGAAUCAUGACUAUCGUAACCAUGUAAUUAAUUAAUUUCGAAGGAAGGAUAAGUGUUUGGUUGCCUAAA
Molecule: messenger RNA, 2591 nt
Organism: Jatropha curcas
Lineage: Eukaryota; Viridiplantae; Streptophyta; Magnoliopsida; Malpighiales; Euphorbiaceae
Gene: CENP-C
Product: centromere protein C
Biological process (GO): kinetochore assembly; attachment of mitotic spindle microtubules to kinetochore; spindle attachment to meiosis I kinetochore
Cellular component (GO): kinetochore
Molecular function (GO): centromeric DNA binding
Source: RefSeq, a predicted model, not a curated record